UCACAUUUCAAAUAAUCUAUUAAUGCUUGUUGAUUCAUCCAUGAGAACAGAAAAUCUGCCAUUUAUCUGCUUGAUAUACUGGCAAAUUUUCUUUUUUUCAUAUUAGUGGCUACAGUUGAAGUCAGAAGUUCACAGACACCAUAGCCAAAUGCAUUUAAACUCAGUUUUUCACAAUACCUGACAUUUAAUACUAGAAAACAUUCCCUGUCUUCGAUCAGUUGGGAUCAUUGCUUUAUUUUAAGAAUGCGAAAUGUCAGAAUAAUAGAAGAGGGUGUAAAAGUGGUUUACCAGGAUAUUGUCUACAUUAGAGGGUGUGAGGUAUAAUGAGAGGUUGGACAAACUUGUUUUUUUUCUCUCCAGAGCGACGCAGGACAUUUAUAAGAUUACGAGAGGAAUAGAUAGAGUAGACAGACGUUAUGAUUUUCCUGGGGGUUGAAAUGUCUGAUACAGUUAACGUGAGAGGAGAUGUGAGGGACAAGUUUGUUUCUUUCCACAGAGUGGUGGGUAGCUGGAGUGCUCUGUCAGGAGUGAUGGUAGACUCUACCGGUCCCGUAACCCCAUUUUCCCCUCCCAUUCAACCGCAGAUGUAACAAUCUCUUCACGCAUGCUGUGUCUCCGGAUGAUUGGUGUUUUUUUUCCUUUUUGCUCAGUGUUGAAGUGGAUUGUCUUCAGGAUUGGGGAAGUGUCCACGCCUCCGGGGCCGGGGAGCCAGGGGUCGGGGUCGCUGUCAGCGGGCCGAUGAUAUCACUUUCCCCUUGGAGUAUUGAGACCGAUCUGGAGCGGGGAGAUCUGGUGUCAGCCAUGAGCCCUUACCUGGCCUCAUUAAAAAUGUGUAGACUUCUCUUCAUCUGCAUUGAAUGAUCCAAACAUGGAGUCAAGAUUGUCUAUUUCUGCAGAUUUGAAAUUGAAGACCCACCAAAAUGUCACGUGAAGCUGUUUACCGCAGAUCUGGCCUGCCCUCUGCUUUGUGACAUAAGAUCGCAUGGUGUGUGCGCAUAGUCCCUGGAUGGGUGGUGAUGCUUCCUCCAUGUUGUGUUGGGAUAUCUGAUGUUGGCCACGGAGUCCCUUUAACUUCCCUCAAACUGCCUCACAUCCUGAGGCUCCUCGCAUUUGUCCUUGAGAUUUAUGGCUGUUGUGUCUUCUCCCGAACUGGGGUGGGUGAGAAACAUCCAUGUUGUGUGAUCUUUGAUUUCACUGCCUGCUUUACCGAGCGACUGGGAAGCCUAGAUGGGAGAAUGGUUUCUCUGAUGUGCUGAUCUGUAUCCAAAGGUCUCUGCAGUUCCUCGCAGUCACGGGCAGAGCAGUUACCAUGCAAAGCAUGAAGUGUCUGGAUGGGAAACUUUCUAUGGUGUGUUGAUAAAAAUUUGGUGAGGGUCAAAGUGUAAAUGCCAAAGUUCUUGUUGUUUGUUCUAACUUUGUCAUUUUAGGAUCUUUUUAUACAGUAGUAUGUACUAUUCAUUCACUAUCUGUGUAUUGCUGGAGGAUCAUCAGUGAUUGUCCGUGAUCCCUUCUCCCACCUGGUUCCAUCUGGUCAUUCCCUGCCCAUCUUGUUCAACCUCUGUUCAGUCUCCUCACCCCGACUUCAGUGAGAAACAUCAACCAUCUGGGUUAACCUCGGUCCACCCUGUAUCCCACCUCCGCAAUGUUAUAUAUCAGCAAUCUUUCUUCUAAACUUUUUUUCACUGUGAAGUGUUCUUUUGCACUUUUGGCCGUGCUGAGUUAUUUCCAGAAUCGAUUUUUGUUAGCUGGAAUGCCGGAGGGUCAUCAGGUACCAGUUCUGUUGUGCAUUGGUGUGGAGGUGCUAGUUUUUGAAGUGACUGGCUGACACCCUACAGCAUUUUACUGGCAGCAAAGAGUACUGGGAGAGUUGGUGCUUGGGCUCUAAUCCUGUGAUCUACAUUCCAGGCAUAUGGAACUGUCGGUGUUUUGGCUUUGACUUUGGUUAGUGCUUCUACAGAUGGGGCUGGAUGGUCGUCCUUCUGCAAUGAAGCAGAAAUUUCAAGCUGCUGGACAUUGGUUGUGGGGAAAUCCCGGAUUGCACUACCCAGUCUGAGAUGUGGGGACAAUGAAUGAGACUCUCAGGACCUGCGGUGAGAGAUUUAUUGGAAGAGAAACACCAACUGGAAGCAAACCACGACUGAAGAUGAGGGAAGAGCAACAAGUGAACCAACCCAAGGAUUGAGAGCAUCAAUUACAGAGGACCCAACGGACUUGGAGAUUCCAGUGAUUCAGUCAGGAGAAAGUUUGGUUGAAAAUGAUGAGGAAUUCGUCUACUGGAAUCUCAAACAGAUCACGCCAGUUUUGCUGUCUCUGACCAGAUAUUUAAGAAGUGGAGCAAGGGAUUCACUUCAUCUUCCUUCCUACUCAGACUGUGGGGAGGGAUUCACUCGAUCAUCUGACCGACUGGCACGCCCGUUAUUUUAUAUGGGGGAACCCAUUCACCUGCUCAGACAGUGGGAAUGGAUUCAGUUCGUCAUCUCAACUGAAGGUACAUCAGCAAGUUCACACUGGGACAAGGCCAUUCACUCGUUCUGUGUGUGAGAAGGGAUUCAGUCGGUCUUCCCACUUGUGGACACACGAGUCAGGUCACACUGGGCACAUGGUGGUCAUCUGCUGAAUUUGUGGGGAAAAAUUCACUUGGUCAUCUGACAUAAUGGCUCACCAGUGAGUUCACACCGGGGAGCGGCCGUUCACCUGCUCAGACUGUGGGACGGUAUUCACUUGCUUAUCUGACCUAAUGGCUCAUCUGCGAGUUCACACUGGGGAGAGGCCAUUCACCUGCUUGGACUGUGGGAAGGGAUUCACUCGGCCAUCUAAACUACUGGUACACAAGUCAGUUCACACUGGAGAGAGGCCAUUCACCUGCUUGGACUGUGGGAAGGGAUUCACUUGCUUAUCCCAACUGAAGGUGCAUCAGCGAGUUCACACUGGGGAGAGGCCGUUCACCUGCUCAGACUGUGGGAAGGGAUUCACUCGGUCAUCUGACCUAAUGGUACACCAGCGAGUUCACACUGGAGAGAGGCCAUUCACCUGCUCAGACUGUGGGAAGGGAUUCACUCGGUCAUCUCAACUGAAGGUACAUCAGCGUGUUCACACCGGGGAGAAGCCAUUCACCUGCUCAGACUGUGGGACAGGAUUCACUCAGUCAUCCUCGCUAAUGAAACACCAGCGUGUCCACACCGGGGAGCGGCCGUUCACCUGCUCGGACUGUGGGAAGGGAUUCAUUUGCUCAUCUAACCUGAAGACACAUCAGCAAGUUCACACUGGCGAGAGGCCAUUCACCUGCUCAGACUGUGGGAAGGGAUUCAUUCGGUCCUCUUACCUAAUAGCUCACCAUCGAGUUCACACAAGGGAGCGGCCGUUCACCUGCUCGGACUGUGGGAAGGGAUUCAUUUGCUCAUCUAACCUUAAGGUACAUCAGCAAGUUCACACUGGCAAGAGGCCGUUCACCUGCUCAGACUGUGGGAAGGGAUUCCCUUGCUCAUCUCAGCUGAUGGUACAUCAGCGAGUUCACACUGGGGAGAGGCCGUUCACCUGCUCAGACUGUGGGAAGGGAUUCACUUACUCAUCUGACCUGAAGGUUCAUCAGCGAGUUCACACUGGGGAGAGGCCGUUCACCUGCUCAGACUGUGGGAAGGGAUUCACUUGCUCAUCCCAACUGAAGGUACAUCAGCGAGUUCACACUGGAGAGAGGCCGUUCACCUGCUCAGACUGUGGGAAGGGAUUCACUCGGUCAUCUAUACUGAAGGCACAUCAGCGAUUUCACACUGGAGAGAGGCCGAUCACCUGCUAGGACUGUGGGAAGGGAUUAAUUUGCUCAUCUAUCCUGAAGGAUCAGCGAAUUCACACUGGCGAGAGGCCAUUCACCUGCUCAGACUGUGGGAAGGGAUUCACUCGGUCAUCCACCCCAAUGGCACACAAGCGAGUUCACACCAGGGAGCAGCCGUUCACCUGUUCUGAUUGUGGGAAGGGAUUCACUUGGUCAUCUCAACUGCAGAGACACCAGUGAGUUCACACUGGGUAGAGGCCUAUCACUUGCUCAGACUUUGGGAAGAGAUUCUCACAGCCAAAUCAACCAAAUGUGCAUCAUUGACUUCACACUGGAGAGUAGCCAUUCACCUGCUGUGAAUGUGGGAAGUGAUUCACUCAGUCAUCUCGGCUUAUGUAACUCUCGCUUCGGCUAGCAGCUUAAUAUAGGGGGUAAUAGCCCCCCCAGCCCGGCCAAACUUGUGAAAUCUCGUUCAGGUGGAUGGUGUGUGAUGUGUCCCCGUUUACAAAUCAGUUCCCCGAAAUAACAAGCAGUACACAAUAUGCAAUUAAACGAUUGAGCUUUAUAAUUCUUACUUUGACUAUAGGGUUAGUAAAGUAAACAAAGAAGAAUGGCCCACUCUCUCCAUUCACGUCUUCUCAUCUCUCCCUUGCGAAAGACCACAUAUUCCCUCUUCCAGACUCACAAGAAAGAUCAUUUCUAUCAUCGGAUAGCCCCGCACUCCAUAACCCGUAUCUCUAGUCAUAAUAUGAACAUUGCUGCCACAGAGAAACCAUUACCUCAGCAGUGAAACAUUACAGAGAGGCCAUUACAUUAGCAGUGAAACCUUACAGCACGUUACACUUGUGACACACUACUGGGAUCACACUGGGGAGAAAGUUUCAAUGAGUUGCAUGCUGGAUAUUUGUCCAUCACCGCUGAUGAAUGCAAUUUCGAGAGUGACUGUCGGUGCUGAACUCUGCAAUUAUUGCUGCUGCUCACCACACCCAGUUCUGCACACUGGUCACUGGCAUGGGAGGAGUUUCUUCUGCUGCAAAUUCACCUUUAAUGUGACUGGAGUUUAAUUUUCUCGAUCUGAGACAAAUAAAUCAGUUUAUUUUAAACUCUGA
Molecule: messenger RNA, 4878 nt
Organism: Hypanus sabinus (Atlantic stingray)
Lineage: Eukaryota; Metazoa; Chordata; Chondrichthyes; Myliobatiformes; Dasyatidae
Product: zinc finger protein 239-like
Exons: 3
Coding region: 2738-3793 (351 amino acids)
Biological process (GO): regulation of DNA-templated transcription
Molecular function (GO): DNA-binding transcription factor activity, RNA polymerase II-specific; RNA polymerase II cis-regulatory region sequence-specific DNA binding
Source: RefSeq, a predicted model, not a curated record